This is a messenger RNA of Entrophospora candida, 182 nucleotides long. NCBI's taxonomy places the organism in Eukaryota, Fungi, Glomeromycota, Glomeromycetes, Entrophosporales, Entrophosporaceae. The record is from the annotation of a GenBank genome assembly.
GCAAAAGAUUAAAUUGAAUGGUGAAUUUUAUGGAAUAGGAUUAAGAGAGAUGAGAUUGAUGAAGGAUUGGGAUUGGCUUUUUGGAAGGGAAAACAAUAUAGGAAAAAAAUAUGAUAAUAAAAUGUUUCCUGCAUUACUGGAAUUUACUAUGAAUAGUGGUAUAAAUUCUGAGAAUAAAGAAG